GUGGUUAAUACUUUACCACCCACUCCACCCCACCACCCUCACCUUCUCUCUCCUCUUGACUCACCAACUCCUCUUUAUAAACCCCACCUCCUCCUUCGCAUUCCUUCCAGCCACCGUCUACCGUCCACCGCCAUUAUCUCCUCUCUCUCUAUCUGCCAAGAAAUGGAGUCUACAACCACAAGAAGGCCUUAUUUUCUUGAAGAAAACAAUGGGCUUGCUUCCAUCUCCGACAUAGAACAUGGGGUUCUCAUCAUCACCGUCGUCGUCGACGGAAGACAACCACCGUGGACAACACCUGAUUUCCAGACCUCUGUACUCGCCGAGAAAAGCAAGUCUUAGAAACCUUUCGUCUUUUUCCUCUAUUUCUUCUCCAAGAUCUGGGAGGUUUUUGCAUGGAAGAUUUGAGGAACAACAACCUCAUUUUUUGGAUGCUUGUUUUCUCUGCAAAAAACCACUUGGUCCUAAUAGAGAUAUCUUCAUGUACAGAGGGGACACACCAUUCUGUAGUGAAGAGUGCAGAUCAGAGCAGAUCGACAUCGAUGAGUUCAAAGAAAAAAACAAGAAUCUUUCUGCUUCAAUGAAAGCUUUGAGGAAGAAAGAAAAGAGUGAAACUUCCCCAAACAAAUCUUCCAAAAAAUACCCUUUUUAUUCUGGAGCAGUUGCUGCUGCUUAACCAGUAAUUUCUUCCUAAAACGAGGGGUAAAAAGGGAAAAUUUUGUCCAUUAUAUAAGUAUGUGAGGUGAAAAGAAACAAGAUAUAAUUUUUUUUUUUUUUUGCUUUUUUUACCUUAUUUUAUUUACCACGCUACUGUUUUUACUGUGGUAAAAAUGCUAUAUAACAUAACGAAAUGUGAAAAAAGGUCAAAAUAUGGUAGACUUACCAUCUUAACCAAGAAGAAGAAUGGUGGUGUAUGGAGUAUUGCACAACUGCUUAAUGCAUGAAGUUAUUGGAAGUGAAGAAUUUCGACCUUUUUUUUCUAAUUAAAUAUUAAUUUAUCAGAUUCUAGUUUAUAUUUUUAACUUUUUACAGAAUAAGAAUCAUGCAUAUCAACCACAAAUAUAUGGAUUUUAUACUAAGAAUUAAAUAAUAUUUUUGAAAAAAGGUGCAAUGUAAUUAUGAAAUUAGAAUUAAAAGAAAAUAAUUUCUUGGUUUGAAACUUCAACAUUGUUAAAGUUAAAAAAAGUUAGGCAAAG
Messenger RNA from Lactuca virosa, 1193 nucleotides. The record is from the annotation of a GenBank genome assembly. NCBI's taxonomy places the organism in Eukaryota, Viridiplantae, Streptophyta, Magnoliopsida, Asterales, Asteraceae.